CGUAUAUAAGCUGCGCCUGAGUUGCGGGGCGUCUCACUACGCUGUAGUUACUUGUGUGACAUCACAACAUGAUUUCUUUACGGAUAUCUUUCGUGCUGUGCGCUGUGUUGGCGCUGGCAGCGAUGUCUGCAGCCAAGCCUGAUGAUGGAGAGACCGUCACUGUACCUGGACCUGGGUUAUCAUACGGAGGCAUACCAUACGGCAGUAUGAGCGGCAACGUAGCAGAGUUCUUCAGAAGGCAGGCGUCAUCUGGUGGCCGAUCGGCGUACCUUAAUGGCCCUCAUGGCAACAGCGUUGAUUACGCGCCUAUUGAACAAUACUUAAGAUAGAUGUCGCUAGUAGUAUGUUAAGUAAAACUUAGUUUUAAAAUGUGUAAUUAAGUGCGUACGUCAAUAUUUGUCAUUAAAAACGAGUUCUGAAUUGUAGAAUAUUUUCAAGUAUUUUUUUAAUAAUUUUUCGAAAUCAUAUCUUUGGUUUCGAGUGUACAAAAAAAUCAAUUAGCUAAGUCAAAAGCCAUAAUAUAUUUAGUUUUAAACGAGAUAGCCCACUGGUAUGGUAUUAUUUAAGAUAGUAUUAAUAAAUGCCAUUAAUUUAUU
Molecule: messenger RNA, 596 nt
Organism: Spodoptera litura
Lineage: Eukaryota; Metazoa; Arthropoda; Insecta; Lepidoptera; Noctuidae
Source: RefSeq, a predicted model, not a curated record